Cyphomyrmex costatus is the source of this 741-nucleotide messenger RNA. RefSeq lists its product as uncharacterized. Lineage: Eukaryota; Metazoa; Arthropoda; Insecta; Hymenoptera; Formicidae. The transcript has 3 exons. The coding region runs from base 189 to 722 and encodes 177 amino acids. The record is from RefSeq and is a predicted model, not a curated record.
CGAAUGGCUCCGUCGUGUUUUCUACUUUAUUGUCGCUGUUACACUUUGUAUUCGUGCAAAUAUUACAUCAUGAAAACGUCGCCAAUUUCUCCGAUCUAUCGCAGUGUUUGCCAUUCGUUCAGGAUACUUGCAAACAGAUAAAAUCUUUGCGAACGCUAUUCAGCGUAUUGAACACAAGAAUAGGCAAUAUGUACAAGAAUGAGCAAUGCAGGAAUCGGAAAGUAAAUGAUGCUUACUUCGAUUUCGACGCGAGCAAUGUACACCGCUAUAUUUUACUGCAAUCUCCGAAGAUUAGUUUCAAUUUUAAUCAAUACACGGACGAUAGUCUUUUCUAUGAGAAAUUGUGUUCAUCUCCGAUGAAAGACAAACACAAACAUUUAUUUAAGAAGUACAAACGAAAAUAUCGUCCAUUGUCUGAGCUACCUGCAACUUUGUCGGACUUCAGCAAGUCCUGGAACAGUAUGAGCGGAUGGCUGUCUCCCCGCGCACACUCCAUCAAGUGUGGGCGAAUUUCGUUUAAAGGAAAAUCACUUUCGCCCUUGUACUUUCGAUUGCUACAUCACUCUAAGUUAGACUUAAAGCGUUCUAGAGAAAACGUAUCGCGUAAUCAGAGUGUGAACUACGAGGGAUUGAAUCUAACACCAACAAAACGUCCCUUACAAGGAGAGCAUCUAACAAGUUGUGAUGACAAAAUCAGAAAUCUUUUUUCAAGUCCGUCAUGAUGCUGUUCUCGUUACAUAU